AUGCCUCCCCAGGCCGCUCCGUCGCCUCUGCCUCUGCCUCUGCCGUCGCCUCCUCCCGACCUCACCGGGCAAUAUCUGUUUGCAAUGUUGUACGCGGCAUGCGUCACCUUCGCACUCCUCGUCUUGGUGGGCUGCGUCUAUUACUAUCACUGGCGCCACAACCGCAUGAGUCGGGCUCGCCAUGAUCACGACAUCGAGCGGCUGCAACGAUGGGUGGAAGCUGUAGCCCCACAGGUUGUGGUCGUGGAGUAUCAUGGCGAUGCGAGGAAGUUCGAUAUUGACGAGUGCCCGAUUUGCCUAGAGGUUUUUGAGGAAGGAGAGCAAUGUGGGAUGUUCAAGACGUGCGGCCAUGGGUACCACCAAAGUUGUAUCAAGGAAUGGCUCUCGAAACACUCGCGCUGCCCGCUUUGUCGGGGUUUGGUCCAAGUAAGGCAGGCAGCUCGUGUUACACUGGUUGCCACCGGCUCCUAA
Molecule: messenger RNA, 471 nt
Organism: Eucalyptus grandis
Lineage: Eukaryota; Viridiplantae; Streptophyta; Magnoliopsida; Myrtales; Myrtaceae
Product: RING-H2 finger protein ATL64-like
Exons: 1
Coding region: 1-471 (156 amino acids)
Source: RefSeq, a predicted model, not a curated record